Monodelphis domestica (gray short-tailed opossum) is the source of this 9548-nucleotide messenger RNA. RefSeq names its product NOP2/Sun RNA methyltransferase family member 7 (gene NSUN7). Gene Ontology annotation, molecular function: methyltransferase activity. NCBI's taxonomy places the organism in Eukaryota, Metazoa, Chordata, Mammalia, Didelphimorphia, Didelphidae. The record is from RefSeq and is a predicted model, not a curated record.
GCCCUAGCUACUGUGACUGUGAUUGUCUUCGCCCUCCACCUGUUGUAGUAUCCUCCUGCCCUUACCCGGAGUAGAGUUAGUACCUCACCCCUCUUUGGGGUAAAACACCAUCUACCCCGCUAGCUGGGGAAGCCUCGCCAUCUACCCCCUGUGGAGACCAUGAUCAGCAUGCGGGGAAAAACCAUCACUCAUGGAUUCAUAAAUUAAUCAUAAGUCAUUCAAGCUUAUUUUACUUAUUUAAUUACGGGGAAGUAUGCUGAACUCUACAAAUGAACUGGAGUUUUCCGAAGAAGAAAUAAAAAAUGAAAUAUCAAAAAUCACUUCCCUAGAACAGACGGAAGAUUUGGGAUCCAAAGAAAAGAGUGGAAUAAGUUUAAAUGAAAAAAAUGGCUAUCAGGAUACUGUUUAUAUAAAGGCAGCUAAUAUUUUUCAGGGCAUUAAAAUUGAAAAGGCACCGGACAAAGUUUUGGUAAGGUAUGGCAAUGAGCCAGUGCUGUCCUUGCCGGAUUUUGAAGAUGAGCAAUCCCAGCGUUUAUCCUAUGAACUAGCUUUCAGUGCUCUGAAAUAUCAAGAUAUUUUGGAAAGUAUAUUAAUAGACAGCUGUUUCUACCCAAAUGUAUCAAUACCAGAUGCUUUGACCAGCCUUGUUGUUGUGAUGCUGUAUGACUUCCAAGACAGAAAAUUUCAAAGUCGACUCAUUUCUAAUGAACAAGCAAUUUCAGAAGUUCAAGAAGUAGAGAAUCUUCUUAACAGUUUUAAAACAAAAUUGGCUGCAGCUCUGGCAAGAUGUCGAAUUAAACAUGAUGCUCUUUCAAUUUACCACAUUCUACCAGAAACUGUUAGAAAACAGGAACAAAGAGCUUCUACUUUGCCACUUUAUGCUUGGAUAAAUACUUGCAAAAUCAGUCCCGAAGAUAUUUGUGAUGAUUUGAUGAAAGAAGGAUUCAUUAGAGUCAAAUCCGCAUUUGACCUUGACUGUAAAUCUUUUUGUAUGGACCAACAUUGCAGUGAUGUCUUAAUUUUCCCAUCUCAUCUUAAAAGCGAACUUCUUAAUAUAGAACUUUGCACAGAGUAUAAACUUUUAUUUCAGGAUAAAUCUCGAAGUCUUGCUGUCCAUUCUGUAAAGACCUUACUGAAUAUGGAUGAUGACAUCUUACUGGUUAACAUGGGUUCCUGGUACACUGUUGCUCAUAUGUCAACAUUGACGAAUCAAAGUACCUCAAAAAUAUAUGUAUGCGGAGUAAAAUCACAAGCUAAGGAAUCAGAAAUGAAGGAGCUUUUUACAAAUAUGGGAUGUAAAAAUAUUGAGCUGCUUCAUGAAAAUUUUAUUGACAUUGAAACAAAAGAUCAAAGGUUACAAAAAGUUAAAGUUAUUCUUCUACUACCUCGGUGCUCAGGACUGGGUGUUAGCAAUCCAAUAGAAUUUAUUUUAAAUGAGAAUGAAGAUGCAGACUUGCUUAAAGAUCAUUCUCAAGGAUCUAUUGCAGAAGAUAAACUUCAUAUUCUUGUGGAACAGCAAUAUGAACAGCUAAAACAUGCAAUGAAGUUUACCAAAGCACAAGCAAUUGUUUACUGCACAUGUUCAGUUUAUCCAGAAGAAAAUGAAGCUGUUGUUAAAAAAGCCCUGGAACUUGGAGUUGAAGGGAAUAAUAAAGUGCAGCCUUAUAGGCUCAGUCCUCCUGUACUUCCACUAUGUUCCGUAAAAGAAAUACAUUCAUCUACUGAUAAAUUUUUCAAAGUAGAACCAUCUGAAAUUACCAACGGUUGUUUCCUUGCUGUCUUAACAAGAGAGCGGGAUCCAUCUGAGACAGUAUCUGUCAAAGACGUUUUGGCACGUGCUGCGGCAAAAGGAUUGCUAGAUGGUAUUGAGUUAGCCAAAACCUCAAAAAGGGAGAAGAAGAAAAAGAAGUCCAAAACAACACUGACAAAAGCUUCUGUUAAUGAGAACAUGAGUACACAAAUAAAAAUUGCAGAGUUUCUGAACCGAGAAUUGAGACCGCAUGUUAAUCGUUCAGUGGAGACAUUAACGACCAAACCGUGUGCUCCCCAGAAAAACGCAACUCAAACGAGUACUGCUCCUGUACAGAAAAAAGCUGUCAAGAUGCCCCCCUAUGCUUUGAUGCCCACUACACUAAUGAAGAACAUGCCUUCCACGUCCAAGAUGUCCGAGAGACAGAUGAGCACCGUGAGGCCACGGCCUGAGGAUAAAAUGGUGGCGCUGAAACCUGUGGAGAUUGUUUUGCCUCCAGUAAUGAUGCCGUACGCAGGUGCCCAAAUCAACAAGAACCAGAUUCCAGCACAUUUCUAUUACCGGUGGAUUGGAGGCAAGGCCAGCAGCUUCGUUACGCCUGCAACAGCCAAAAAAUUGGAAAAACCUAAAGAAAACUUACCUUCCUCUGCAGUGAGGCAUUCUCAACCAUGGCUUUGAUCAUCAUCUGUUAUUUUCCCGGGGUCAGAGGGCAGAACGCUUAUCUACCAAAUUUGAUCCUUCUCUAAAGGUUAAAUAUCCUAGCAUAGAUAUUUAUCCUUUAGGUCUUCGAGCCCAAAUCUAAAUGGGACACUACAGUCAGAGAAUUAAGAUAAGUGACAAUAAUGUAGUCCAGGAAAUUAAGCAAAGCGUGCACCACACUGGGUAACUCAGUGCGUUUCCCCUUAGAACACAGCAGCUCUAGAUUCGAUAGCAGUUGUUAGACUUUUAUUACUUCUGUAACUUGGUCAUUAGGACAUCAAUUUUAAAAAGAAACUUGAGAAGUAGUAUCUUACCUGAAGAUAAUUAUUUUUUAUCCUACCCACCAAGUUUAUUUAAGAGCUUAACUUUUAAGGAGACAGUUAUAGAAGCAGUUACAGGAAAGAUGCUGACCCUCUCACACGAAAUUUAGACUCUUAAUUCAGCAUACUUUGCGUCUUGCUGUAACUUUACGAGACAGCAUGUCCGGCCUUUCAGCUGAACUGUUGUCUGGAAGGGAGCGAGAUCGCUUUGUACUGAUAUUGAGAAUGAUUAUAUGCAGGAAAAACAAGAGGUUCCCACAACCCUAUGGGCUGUAUAGAAUCAUAUUCAUAUUCAACACUUCUUAUAAGGUGAACUUUCCAGGGUCCUGAGCAGGGUAAAAUAGGCAUAGCUCUCUUGACCACUUAAGCCAAAUGCUGUUUUAAAUAAUGACUGAAAGCAAGUUUACUCCUAACUAUUAUCAAUUCUAAGAAGAUGUAAAAUCGUUGGAUCCAAGUAACACCAGUGGUUGAAGAAACCCCUAAAGAUUCCUAGUUCCACAUAAGAGAUCAGGUGAAAUGUGAAAAGCUACAAGUCAUUUCAAAUUGAAAACAGUAAUCACACUUUGGCAAAUCAUUUCUGUUGCACAAUCUGCUAAAAUGUAGCAUUUUUUAAAUGAUAUUAAAUGCCAAUUCAUCUUCUAAGAAGAUGAAUGCCCACUAAGAAUGUCAAUUCUGGAUCUACUGACUUUUUUCAUCAUGGCAACAGAAAUUGUUUGACAGUAAGUAGAACAAAUUAUAACUUUAGUGGCUUUUAAAAAAAUACUGUUCAAAAAACAGUUUCAUAAAGUCUGAAUUUAAAUGAUGUUCUAUACUCAGAGUUCAGUAGUGUUGAACAGUGUUGUGUAAAUUACUCAUUUCUAAAUAUUUAAUUCAGGUGGAUACUAUAGUUUUAAAAUACCUUAGAUGGUAUAAUUGUAGUAGCAUGUAAAUGUGUUAAAAAUGAAAUCUUAGCUAUAUAUUUGGAAAAAAAGGAAUUGUGAUUUUUCAUUUUAACUAAUAAAUUAUUUUCUAUUUUAGUUGGAGGUUUACAUUGUUUCAUAGGUUAAAUAUUAAUGAAAAAAUAAAAGGGCUCUUCUUUUUUUACAUGGGAAAACAGUAUGUUAUCUGGAAUCUUCAAAGGAAGAGCUCUUUUGUACCAAUUAUGAUUUUUAAAUUUUGUCAAGGAGUAUAGCGGUAUUCUUUUAUCUUAACAUCAUGAAUGUAUAAAUCAUGAACCACAAAUACCAGAGUCUAUCCAAGUACCAUAUGUGUUCAUCCUCCCCCUUAACCUAGAACUUUAGAAUUCUCAAUGCUUCCAUGAACAUGUUUUACUUAACAAUUUUGUUUCAUCUUGGCAACAAAAAGCCCACUAUUUCCCAUAGCUCUAGUAUUCCAUUUUCCACGGGUAGUUCUAAGACUUUAUGUCUGCUUGCUCUGUUGAAAAAAAAUUAGGGCCCUUUUCCCAACUUCUACUGCAUCUGGUUUUUGAAGUUCUGUUAGAACUUUUAGCUGUUUGUUUUUAGUAUUUUGAUUAAUAUUUAAAUCAUUGCACUAAGUUAUUUCAAACUUUUCUCUUUACAUUUAGCAUUAUAUGAACUUUCUAUAUUAAACAAUUGUCUAAUUAAACCUGCAAGCUUUUUUUUUUUACUGUAAAGCUUUUAAUAAGAACAUGAUAGAGCUUUUAUGAUAAAGCAGUGAUAUAUUUUUAAAAAUUAAAGAAAAGAAAAUACCACAAAGAAGUGUUUCCUACCUGGAGGCUAAGCCAGAAGCUUAGACAUUGAGACACUGAAUCUUGUUGGUCUGGAGAUGAGCAGCAUUAUCAGAAUUUUGUAUCAGCUCUUAUAUUGUGGAGAUAGCAAUGCAUUGCUAUCUUCACUCAAUCUAUGUAAGAUCUCUUGGACCUUCGGGAGACUUGUGCCAUCCAACCUCAGGCACUCCUGUGUUCGAUUUCAGAGUGACGUAGGUGUCCACAUCCCUCAAGUGAAAGAGUUUUGAUUGAGUGGUUCUAUAAUCUGGAUUUGAUGUUACAUCAGAUUAUCUCUUUGUAGUCCCUGAACCAAGACUAUUUUAAAAAGCUAAAUGUGAAAGCAUUUAAAAUGACAGAGUGCUGGUCACACACAACCAGUUAAUUCUUUUGGAAAGUGAAAAUACAAGUUUUCUUCUUAUGUUUUUGGGACGUGAAGUACAUUUCAAUAUCCUUGAGAAAAAAAGCUGAAUAUUAUGGCCAAACUUGAUGUGUUGCUCUAGAAAUCAGGAGGAGAUCUGCAGAGGACAUGUUGUGGAAUGAGUACUUGUGAGUUAUAAAGAUAAAGAAAGGUGAAAAGACACAAGGAGGACAAACUGAUUGUGUUAAUGACUGUCCUGGUUAAUAGGAAGGGACCAGUUGGUCUCUUAGUUCUUUCAUGUUAUGGUAUAUCAUCACCUAAGUGAGAAAUCAGAUAGUUGUUUUUUUUUUAUCAAAAAAUUCCAUUUGUGUUUAGUGCUUAGAAAAGACUACCAUCUCAGGUUGUCAUGGUAAAUUUAAGAUAACACUUCCUUUCCCUUCUCAACCAGACUAUGCUAGACUAACCCUUCUUUAGUGAGACCAGUUCAACUGCAUUUAAAAAAAAAACUUUUUAUUUGUACCUACUAACUGUGUGGCCCUAUUGUUAGAAGCUGGAGAUACAAAGAUGAGGAAUAACAAAGAGCUGCUCCCGUAAGGAGGUGACAGUCUAAGAAGAUCUAGGAAAGGACUGUAAGAAAUACCAAGGUGAAUUCCCUUUCAGCCAAGGUAGGGCACAUACUUCGGGGAGUCUGAAUUAGACCUUGAAGGGAAAUAUUUCAGCAGAUGGAGAGUCGGAGGGACAAAUUCCAAACAUGAAGGAAAGACAGCUUAUGGGAGUGUGCUAAGAUGGGAGAGGGCCAAGAAGAGCUCAGACAAUAGCUAGUUCUUCAAUUUGUAUUUUAUCAGAUAGGCAACAAGAAACCACCAGAGGUUUUUGAGGAGGAUUAUGACAUGAUCAUACCUGGAAAUUACACUGAUUAUUUUGGCAACUGGUGAAGAAUGGAUCAAAGAGGGGAGAGAUGAGGCCAGUUAAGAGGCUAUUAUUAAAUUUAAGAAAAAGGCAAGGCAAGGUGGCAAUUUGAGAGGAAAGAAGAGGUCAGCUAUUUGAGUUACUGAGGAAGUAAAAAACAGGGACUGAGGGAGUGGGAAAAAUCAAAGAUGACAAUUUAAGCCUGGAGAAUGCUAUUGCCAACAGCAAAAAUAGAGAUCAACUGAAAAUUCAGACCCGGAGCUCAAUAGCGAAACCAGGAUUGGUUAGCUAGAUGUUGUAGUUGUCUACAUAAAGGUGAUGAUUGAACAUCAAGAUGAGAUUGCCAAGGGACAAAAUGUAUAGAACAGAAAAGAGGCCAAGGGCAGAACCUCUGUGGGACACUCACACUUAAGGCUCGAAAGAUGAUGAACCAGUGAAGGAGACUGAGAAGGCGUAAGCUGGAGGAUCAGAAAAUGGUACUGUCAUUGAAACCAAGAUAGAAAAGAUGGCAUGUUCAAGAGUUGCAUAGGUUACAGAAGGAGUCAAAGAAAAUAAGAAUUUAGACUGUUGGUCUUUAGCAAUUAAAAGAUGACCAGACUCCUUGUAGAUGGCUGCUGCAUUAAAGUACUUGUAGUUGGAUUGAGGGGGAAUGGGAGGGAAGCAAGUAUAGACUAAACUUAAUAGAAUUUGAACAGAAGAGUUAACUUUUGCUUCUCUGUCCAAACAAGAUCUGUCCCUUUUCUGGCUGCUCAGAGUGUACUAUCCUGGCAUUUUAUUCAGAAUUUGAAUACACCAUUAAUGUUUAAUUAAUUAAAGUUUUGUCUGGGAGAAGUGGCAAGAACCAAUUUAAUCAAGGCCUUCAUCUAUAAUUAAAUAUGGAAAAAGAUAACAGCAGACAUCUUAGAUGACUAAAUGGAUGUUUCAAAACAGCUCAAUUUUGGAAAAGAAACCCAAACAAAAAAGCCAACAUAGACUAAACGUGCUUAAAUUUCUUCCCUCCCCCCUAAAUAUGACUUCCAUUUUUUGGAGAUAAAUGAGUCAAACAUUUUAUGCAGCUAAGUUUAUUCUCACAACAAAUUACAUUUAAAUGUGUAAAAGUGAUCAACAGCAAAAGGAAUAAAAUAAAGCAAAACAAACGUUUCUUUUUGGAGUAAGCUGCUUUGAUUAGAAGUGAGGUCUUUAACAUGAUAAACAGUGAGCCAGAGUCCUUCCCCAAAGCUCCAGCUUCCUUUUGCUGACUGCACAGCACAAGUUUGAGCCACAUAUUAAGAUAACUAAGCUUGCAGAAUACAGAACUAAUAACAUUUUUAAUAGUAAAGCUGAACUACCAUCAGCUUUGGAAGUAAAAAACUUCAAAAAAGGCUUUCAUCCAGGUUGCAGUGCAGAAGAAACAAUUUGUUUGCUACUACACAGGAGAAGGAAGAAAGGUUUAGGGUUUGUAGCAAAUUAGUGCAGAAUAGUCUUAGAACUUUCCAUUUUGAAAGCAGAGCAGAAUUUUUUUGUUGUGAAGCUUGAGGUUGCUGUGCCCACAGUUUAUCAUCUAAGAACUCAUUAGAAUGGAAGUGGGAUUAAUAACCCAUCAUGCAUUUUAAAAUAGUAUUCUAAUUAGUUGUAGAUGGUCUUCUGUUGAAUGGGGGGGGAGGGGGCAUGUAUACAGUUUAAAAAGAAACAGCAAUAUUUUAAAGAACACUAAAAAGUAACAAUUUAGUGUUUCAGUCUGCAAAGUAAAAGCUUAAGCUAAAGACGGUGUUGGCUACAUUUUCCUUGUUCCCAAGGAGCGUAUUAUGAGGUGGUAUGUCUGCAUCUAUCUUUCUAAUUGCUUUUUAAAAAAUAAAAGAAAUGAACUUUACACAUUUUGCCAUUUCUUCUACAUACUCCAAUAAAAAUAUGACUACAAAUCAUUACAAAACCACCUUUUAGGUAACCUAUAAUACACGGAGAUUACUUAGAACUGGAUACAUUGUGAAAUAAUGUCCAGUAAAGAUAAUACAUUAACAUAAUAAUGCAGUAUAUUUCAGUAAAAAUAGAAUAAAUAAAAUAAAAAUAUUUUAAGCUGUAUUUAACAGGUUAAUUCAAAAAUGACACAAGACAUACAAGGCAUAGUGCACAUGGCUGCCUGCUUACAGAAUCACUAGAUAGAAAGAAUGCAUAGAUAACUGAAGUGUCACUACAACAUUGGGUAAAACAUUGGUAUUCUCUCGCUCAAUCUCACACUCGCACACACACACAUCCAAGCACCCAAGCAUCUACUUCAUACAUCCUUUUUGGCCAUGGCAGAAAGUGUCAGAACAUACUGUUUAAAAUAAUCAGUUUUAUAAAAUUAAUUAGCAUUUAGGUAAAUAUGCAAAGCUAUUUUAAAAGCAAAAUAUCUGCAAAUAUGUUUCAUAUGUAAUGUCUAUUAUUUGUCUUAAUGCUUCCUAUAAUUGCAUAUAUAUAUAUAUAUAAAUCAGUUUGUUGCUCAAAGCUAAGCUCAGUGUUCUUGAUCCUGACAACACAACAAAAGCCUUGAAAAAUAAAGAUAAACUUGUAGUUCUGAUGGAAUUUUUCUAAAUGAAAGUGGCUUAUUUGAUUUUUUAAAAAAAGUUUAUACUGAAUGUCAUUUUGCCUUGGAAAUCACUGAGUUGGAAUGUCAACAUGAUGGAGUCCUGGGUGGAAUUCUGAACGGUAAUUUCUUAAAAGGACAGAGGGUUUCCAUAAUUUUGAAUUUCCUUCUUGACACACCACUGGCCAUUUCAGUUGGGGGACGCCAGUAGUGGCCAGAAUUAUUAAGUGUAAACUACCCAACUAGUGAUCUGGAACUCAGUGAGCCCUGUUAGUUAGUUAGGGGAUCUGGAAGAAAAUUACAUUAAUGACUAACAUUAGGAGACCAACCACCAAUUGCCUUAAAAACUAAUCAAAAUGUGCUAAAUAGCAGAAUGAAGUCCUACUAACUUCAAUUUACUGACAAAGUUACAUAGAUUGAAAUAAGUCACAUAGACAGAAACAUCCUUAGGAUCCCCAAAUAUAUUUUUCCAGAAGAGAUAUGUGAAUGAGUUGGGAAAUUCAUGUAGCUCUUGCUUCUCUAUGGAAACUCUUAUUUUCGUGGGGUGGGAAACUGACUCUACAGGAAAUUCUUCUGCACAAAUAUACUCAGUAUCACCUGGACAUCUUUUGUUUUCCUGUUUGUUUAAUAUGAAUUCCAGAAUUGCCUGAAAACUAAUCUUUCCAUCGUGGUGGUUUUUAUUAUUAUACUUUUUUUUUGCAUUUGUCCUCAGGCUUUUGAAAGGACUCUUAUGACUGCUAUGGAGUCCUCCUGGUAGAGUAGAAAGGACACUGGGAUAAGGGUCAGGAGGGCCUGGGUUGGCAUCCAGGCUCUCUCAUGUCCUGGCCUCAGGCAAGUCACAACUUAUCUGGGAUUCAGAGUUUUUAUUUUUCCCAAUUUGUCACCAGCUUUGUCAAACUCACAUGAGAUAAUGAUGGAAAAAAAUGCUUUGAAAGGUGUUAGGUAUGUAAGGGGAUGAUGAUACUGCUGUAAUCAGAAAUGAAAAAAAAAUGAAAUUUCAUGUUCUAAACCAAACACAUAUGACCAAUUUCAUCACCUUAAUAAUGCUGCCUUUUGAAAUAAGAGCAUCAGUAAGUCUAGAUUUUUCUAUCAGUUGGGUCAUAUGUUUAGAUAGAAACAAAUAGGCAGAAAAUUUUGGGUAAAGUACUCUGUUCUAUCUAGGAAUAUUUUGUUCUGAUCUGAAAUAAAAAAGAAUAUUUCAAAAUUUAAGAACAAUUAGAAACCAAAAAAAAAAAAGAGGAAAA